CCCGGGUCAUGGCUGUCCCCGCGGCCGCGCCCAAGGCCGGCGCGAGGCCCAGGUUAGAUCUGCAAUUUCUCCAGCGGUUCCUGCAGAUACAGAAGGUUUUGUUUCCUACUUGGUCAUCACAGAAUGUGUUGAUGUUCCUGACCCUUCUGUGUGUGGCCCUGCUGGAACAACUGAUAAUCUACCAGGUUGGCUUGAUCCCCAGCCAGUACUACCGGGUCCUGGGGAACAAAGACUUGGGGGAGUUUAAGAGCCUGACAAUCUUAGCAGUUGUGCUCAUCGUCCUCAACUCCACGCUCAAGAGCUUUGACCAGUUCACCUGCAACCUGCUGUAUGUGAGCUGGAGGAAGGACCUCACAGAGCACCUCCAUCGCCUCUACUUCCGGGGCCGCGUGUACUACACCCUCAACGUGCUGCGGGAUGACAUCGAUAACCCGGACCAACGCAUCAGCCAAGAUGUGGAACGGUUCUGCCGUCAGCUCAGCACCAUGGCUGGACAGCUCGUCAUCUCCCCCUUCACCCUCGUCUACUAUACUUAUCAGUGCUUCCAAAGUACAGGCUGGCUUGGACCUGUGAGCAUCUUUGGGUAUUUCAUCUUGGGGACCGUGGUGAACAAAAUUUUGAUGGGCCCCAUCGUGACAAAGCUGGUGCAGCAAGAGAAGCUGGAAGGGGACUUCAGGUUCAAGCACAUGCAGAUUCGGGUGAACGCUGAGCCGGCAGCUUUCUACAGAGCCGGGCACGUGGAGCACGUGAGGACAGACCGCAGGCUGCAGAGGCUCCUGCAGACCCAGAGGGAGCUGAUGUCCAAGGAGCUCUGGCUGUACAUUGGCAUCAACACGUUUGACUAUCUGGGCAGCAUCCUGAGUUACGUCGUGAUCGCGAUCCCCAUUUUCGGUGGGGUCUAUGGAGACCUGAGCCCCACAGAGCUUAGCACCCUGGUCAGCAAGAACGCCUUUGUGUGCAUUUACCUCAUCAGCUGCUUCACCCGCCUCAUCGACCUCUCCACGACACUCUCAGACGUGGCGGGGUACACACACAGGAUUGGGGAGCUGCAAGAGACCCUGCUGGACAUGUCCCUAAAGUCAGAAGACUCUGAGAGCCUGGACAACAGCGAGUGGGACUUGGACAAGGCCCCAGGACGGCCAGCGGAUACAACAGACGUGGCUUUUGCCCUUGAGAGGGUCUCCAUCUCUGCCCCCUCCUCUGACAAGCCCCUAAUCAAGGACCUGGGCCUCAGGAUCUGCGAGGGCCAGAGCCUGCUCAUCGUGGGAAACACAGGGACUGGCAAGACGUCCCUGCUGCGAGUCCUGGGGGGCCUCUGGACGAGCACGCAGGGCUCAGUGCAGAUGCUGACAGACUUCGGGCCGCACGGGGUGCUGUUCCUGCCACAAAAGCCCUUCUUCACUGACGGGACCCUUCGGGAGCAGGUGAUUUAUCCCUUGAAGGAGAUCUACCCAGACUCAGGUUCUACCGAUGAUGAGAGGAUCAUGAGAUUCUUGGAGGUGGCAGGCCUGUCCAACUUGGUGACAAGGACAGGGGGCCUGGACCAGCAGGUGGACUGGAACUGGUAUGAUGUUCUGUCACCAGGGGAGAUGCAGAGGCUCUCCUUCACCCGCCUGUUCUAUCUGCAGCCAAAGUACGCAGUGCUCGAUGAAGCCACCAGUGCCUUGACGGAGGAGGUGGAGAGCGAGCUGUACCGCAUCUGCCAGCAGCUGGGGAUGACGUGCAUCAGCGUGGGGCAUCGGCGCAGCCUGGAGAAGUUUCAUUCCUGGGUUCUGAGACUCUAUGGAGGAGGCAGAUGGGAGCUGACCAGACUCAAAGUUGACUGA
This is a messenger RNA of Elephantulus edwardii (Cape elephant shrew), 1826 nucleotides long. It is a transcript of the gene ABCD4, whose product is annotated as ATP-binding cassette, sub-family D (ALD), member 4. The record is from RefSeq and is a predicted model, not a curated record. Gene Ontology annotation, cellular component: peroxisomal membrane. Lineage: Eukaryota; Metazoa; Chordata; Mammalia; Macroscelidea; Macroscelididae. Gene Ontology annotation, biological process: fatty acid beta-oxidation; very long-chain fatty acid catabolic process; long-chain fatty acid import into peroxisome. Bases 9 to 1826 code for a protein of 605 amino acids. The transcript is spliced from 19 exons. Gene Ontology annotation, molecular function: ABC-type transporter activity; ATP binding; long-chain fatty acid transmembrane transporter activity.